GCGUAUGUUUCAGACGUGAGACGACCAUGCUUGACCUAUGUUCAACUGGCCCGUUGGAAUGAACACUGCGUGUGGCAGUCCACCACCGGCAAAAAUAUACAUGCCGUGGCCAGAGUAAGCACGUGCCACAAUUGAACGUAGCCACCAACGCGUUCUUUUGGACAAAGUCACUGCAGGUUCACCUUCAUCCGCUCAUACCACCAUCAUCCACACCGAAUCAACAUGAGCUGUGAACGAAACGACCAGCGAAAGAGACGGGAGCACAUGAAACAAGUAAGGCAUGCAAGGUUCAGGAAAGAGAGGGACGAAGAGACAGCCAAGAUGGCUGCAACGAUGGCAUACUUCAGCUCUCGCAAGACGAAAAGCUUGGGUCAACUUAAGGAGCGUAAUAAGGACCAUCAGAAGAAGGCUGGGACCACCACCUCCGUUGGUCAAAGCUCAACGGCAGAACACUCUAACAUCGAGCACAUGUUGUCGAACAUGACCAUGCUGUCGGUCCCAAAGACAGGCAACGCCACAGCCCUGGUCAGGGAGUGGGGAUAUGGCCGACGGCCCGACUAUGUGAUCCCAGGGAGGCCUCUUUGGGAAGACCUAGAGAAAGCCGGCAUCUCCAUCGACGCAGAGUCAAUGGAUACGUUUGCACUUGGAGCGAAAAGAUAUCACUAUACGAGCACGUCACUGACCCCGUACCUACUGCAUCACGCCAUGAAUGAGACCACCGGACAGUACAAUCUCUGGGCUGCCUGCGAGUAUGCGAUGACAGAAAAGUACGUCUGCCACUAGACUACUCGCCAACUUGUCUGACUUGCGUUGAAGUCCAAAGGAUACGCCUGUGGAGGAGCUCUUCCACAAAG
Laetiporus sulphureus 93-53 is the source of this 854-nucleotide messenger RNA. RefSeq lists its product as uncharacterized. NCBI's taxonomy places the organism in Eukaryota, Fungi, Basidiomycota, Agaricomycetes, Polyporales, Laetiporaceae. The record is from RefSeq and is a predicted model, not a curated record. The transcript has 4 exons. The coding region runs from base 223 to 783 and encodes 186 amino acids.